Molecule: messenger RNA, 2002 nt
Organism: Nelumbo nucifera (sacred lotus)
Lineage: Eukaryota; Viridiplantae; Streptophyta; Magnoliopsida; Proteales; Nelumbonaceae
Product: protein SOSEKI 2-like
Source: RefSeq, a predicted model, not a curated record
AAACUGGUUUCGAUUAAAACGCUGGUGUGUUCAAAACUCACUGGUUUCGUCCUGAAAUGUGAUCUCAUCUCAGGUUAGGUCAGUUCAACUGUUCCAGCUAUCUGGGGUAGCUUUUCUACUUUUAUUCGGGAUCAGAGCUAACUAGUUCUAGGCAAAUACCACAUCCAUGUCUUCAUAUACACAUUUUAUUCUCUCUGCACACUCUGUUCCCACCUACAACCUCGAUGUAACUGCAACAUAAUAAAUUUGCAAUAGCAAAAUUGAUCUCUCUCUCUCUGAUAAAUGAGGGGUCGCAGGAUUCUUACAUUUCACUCGGCGAGGAGGAACUAGGCAGAAGAGAAAGCUAGAAGAUGGAUACUCGAGCGAGGAAGAGUAGGGAGACAAGCCCAGACUGGGCAAGAGUAUAUGUUCAACCCAAAAUGAAGGCCUUCAAGAAAGUUCAGGUUUUGUAUUAUCUUUGUAGAAAUGGGCAGCUUGAACAUCCCCAUUUCAUGGAGGUCUCUCACUUAGCCAACCAACAGCUUCGUCUAAAAGAUGCCAUAGAUCGGCUUACAGUUCUCAGAGGUAAAGGCAUGCCCUCCCUGUUCUCCUGGUCCUGCAAAAGGAAUUACAAGAAUGGUUACGUGUGGAACGACUUAGCAGAGAAUGACGUGAUCUAUCCAGCAGAAGGAGCUGAGUACAUCCUCAAAGGGUCUGAGCUAAUAGAAGGUUGUGCAGAGAGGUUCCAGCAGCUUCAAGUAAGCAGAAAGCAGCAGGGAACAGAACCAAAUGUCCAUUAUAAAAGAAAACUAAUAAUUAGCGCUCGAAACAGAGAGCUGGAAGAAGUGGAAGACAUGCAAGAGGAAGAGGAAGAAGACGAAGAAGAAGCAGAGAAGGUAAGCAAUGGCAGCUUCAACAGACCGUCCUACUCUCGACGCUCAAAGGGUGUUUCGACAGACAAAAUCGAGAAGCACAAGAACCAUCAAAAAACCCAGAACAAUCUCACAGAGAUUACGUUAGACGACGCAUCUCCUCCUUCAACUUCCUCGACCGUUUCAGAGAAAGCCCACGAACCUAACAGUAAUUCUCAACGAUUCGAGGACUGUGACUCGGCCACUGAGCCCAUAAUGAGUCGGAACUCGGUUUUGCUCCAACUAAUCGCUUGCGGCAGCUCGGUGGCCAUUAAGGGAAGAAAUGUUCCUACUCUGAAUCACCACCAAUCGGUAUCGAAUGGGAGAAAGAGUAAUAGCCUUCACAAAGGGGUUCUCUGCAAAACUGCAAUCAGGAUGACCGAAGAUGAAGAGAUCAAUUACAUGUCGGAGAACCCUCGAUUCGGGAACCCUCAAUUAGAAGAGAAAGAGUACUUCAGUGGGAGUAUCGUGGAGUCGAUGACAUCAGAAGACCGGGUCACGAUGGAGCCGACACUGAAGAAAUCGUCAUCGUACAACGAAGCAAGGUUUGUUCCACACUUCCACUGUCCGUCUGUCCCUCUCCUAAGCCAAUCCGACACUGAAGAAAUCAUCAUCGGGCGAGUCAAAUCCAGACUCAGUCAUGGAAGAACAAGCUUUUGCAGGAGCAUGAAGACUAGGUUGGGAGAAGUAAGAGAGGAGGAAAUGGAGAAGGGAGUGAAAGGGAAGUGCAUUCCUCGCAAGAAAUCUUCCUCCAAGGUCCAAGCCAACCCAAAAAGAAAUGAUAAAAUGACAAAUGUAUCCUAGUAUUCUUUUCUUUUAUUUCUUUCUUUACUAGGAAAGAGGUGAUGUUGGAGUAGAUGAGUAGUGAUACUUAAAAUUCUGACUUGUGGGACCAGAAGUUCUUUGUCGUGGAAAUAUGAAUGAUGGGACUGUGGGAGUGGAUCAGUGGAAACAAUGUUGAUGAUCUCCUUUUUUUUUAUUAAAAAAAAAUGAUGAUUAUGCUGCAAAGCUGAUCAUUUCAUUGCACCAAAAUCUAACUACAUGAAUGAGCGGGCGUUCAGAUGUACUUAAAUUAAAAUGCUGAUGUGGCAAGUUAUUUAAAGAUGGAAGUA